This is a messenger RNA of Otolemur garnettii (small-eared galago), 2124 nucleotides long. RefSeq names its product adrenoceptor alpha 2C (gene ADRA2C). The record is from RefSeq and is a predicted model, not a curated record. Bases 1 to 1590 code for a protein of 529 amino acids. Gene Ontology annotation, biological process: platelet activation; regulation of vasoconstriction; adenylate cyclase-activating adrenergic receptor signaling pathway. Gene Ontology annotation, molecular function: alpha2-adrenergic receptor activity. Gene Ontology annotation, cellular component: membrane. Lineage: Eukaryota; Metazoa; Chordata; Mammalia; Primates; Galagidae. The transcript is spliced from 2 exons.
AUGCUGCAGCUCCGGGCGCCUCCUGCUCUGCACUUACACGCUCGGCAGCUGCGGGGAGCCCGGCAGCCAAGCUCUCCGGCGCGCCGCCCGCCGAGCCACCACGGCCGAGGGCCGGCUGUGGGGCGCCGCUGUCCCCGGCGGGCGCGCCAGAGGAGCAGGCGGCGAUGUGGGCGCCGAGCCGGGCUGCGGGGCGCUCAGGCUGCCGCGGUUGCUCCCCGGCUCCCAGAGGGACGGCGUAGCUCGCGGGAGGACCAUGGCGUCCCCGGCGCUGGCGGCGGCGCUGGCGGCGGGGGUGCCAAUGCCUCGGGGUCUGCCUGGGGGCCGCCGCCCGGUCAGUACUCAGCGGGCGCUGUGGCAGGGCUGGCGGCAGUAGUGGGCUUCCUCAUCGUCUUCACCGUGGUGGGCAACGUGCUGGUGGUGAUCGCUGUGCUGACUAGCCGAGCGCUGCGCGCGCCACAGAACCUCUUCUUGGUGUCGCUGGCCUCAGCUGACAUCCUGGUGGCCACGCUCGUCAUGCCCUUCUCGUUAGCUAACGAGCUCAUGGCCUACUGGUACUUCGGGCAGGUGUGGUGUGGUGUAUACCUGGCGCUCGAUGUGCUCUUCUGCACCUCGUCCAUCGUGCACCUGUGCGCCAUCAGCCUGGACCGCUACUGGUCGGUGACGCAGGCCGUCGAGUACAACCUCAAGCGCACGCCGCGCCGCGUCAAGGCCACUAUCGUGGCUGUGUGGCUCAUCUCGGCGGUCAUCUCCUUCCCACCGCUCGUCUCACUCUACCGUCAGCCCGACGGCGCCGCCUACCCGCAGUGCGGCCUAAACGACGAGACCUGGUACAUCUUGUCCUCCUGCAUCGGCUCCUUCUUUGCCCCUUGCCUUAUCAUGGGCCUGGUCUAUGCACGCAUCUACCGUGUGGCCAAGCUGCGCACGCGCACGCUCAGCGAGAAGCGCGCUCCCGCGGGCCCCGACGGCGCGUCCCCGACGACGGAGAACGGGCUGGGCAUGCCGGCGGGCGCGGGCGAAAAUGGGCAUUGCGUGCCCCCGCGCGCCGACGUGGAGCCGGACGAGAACAGCGCGGUAGCCGAGAGGCGGCGUCGCCGGGGGGCGUUGCGGCGGGGUGGGCGGCGGCGCGCGGGCGCCGAGGGGAGUGCAGGCGGCGCGGACGGGCCAGGGCAGGCGUCAGGGGAGAACGAGCCCGGGGCGCUGACUGCAGCCAGGUCCCCUGGGCCAAGCGGGCGCCUGUCACGCGCCAGCUCACGCUCGGUCGAGUUUUUCCUGUCCCGCCGGCGCCGGGCGCGAAGCAGCGUGUGCCGCCGUAAAGUGGCCCAGGCACGCGAGAAACGCUUCACCUUCGUGCUGGCGGUGGUCAUGGGUGUAUUCGUGCUCUGCUGGUUCCCCUUCUUCUUCAGCUACAGCCUGUACGGCAUCUGCCGUGAGGCCUGCCAGGUGCCUGGCCCUCUCUUCAAGUUCUUCUUCUGGAUCGGCUACUGCAACAGCUCACUCAACCCGGUCAUCUACACAGUCUUUAACCAGGACUUCCGGCGCUCCUUCAAGCACAUCCUCUUCCGACGGAGGAGAAGGGGCUUCAGGCAGUGACCCGCGCCACCUCACCCGGAGAUCCUGGAAGGCUCCGAGCACGGAGCUGGGCAGAGGAGGUGGCAGGCAGGGCUGUUCAUUUCCCCAGAGACCCUGGAUGAAUUGGCCUCCAGGAUGCAGGGGAGGAUUGGGCAGGGUAGAGAGACAGCAGGGCCUCCGGGGAGGGAAGGAGGAGAAAGGGGGACCCCUUUGCCUUCCUGCCUCAGCAAGGAGCCCUACCUCAACAAGGGUCUGCUUCUAGGGCCCCAGCUGUGGGGGUCCCGCCGAGGUGUGGCUGUGAUGUCAGGGUUUUAGAAUGCAGUGGUGGACACAAGCCCCCAAGUGUGUGAGAAAAGAGCCUCCCCCAGACACACCACCACCCUGUAUCACGUCUGAGCAAGGGCUGACUUCCCCAGGACCUAGUUGGGUCGGCUGUUUGGGGUUAGGGAGAAAGAGGACAUUGACAAUCUUUGAUAACUGAAAGUAUUUCAAUGUUUGCCAAAAACGACAGCGAAAACAACCAAACUAUUUUCUAAAUAAACCUUUGUAAUCUAA